This is a messenger RNA of Alligator mississippiensis (American alligator), 11661 nucleotides long. RefSeq names its product ubiquitin protein ligase E3 component n-recognin 5 (gene UBR5). The coding region runs from base 206 to 8602 and encodes 2798 amino acids. The transcript is spliced from 59 exons. Gene Ontology annotation, biological process: protein polyubiquitination; regulation of double-strand break repair; DNA damage response. Gene Ontology annotation, molecular function: RNA binding; ubiquitin-protein transferase activity; ubiquitin binding. Lineage: Eukaryota; Metazoa; Chordata; Crocodylia; Alligatoridae. The record is from RefSeq and is a predicted model, not a curated record. Gene Ontology annotation, cellular component: nucleus.
AGUGCGGCGCGGGCCGAGGCUCUCCCUGGCGCUGCCGCCGCGGCCCGUGCUCCGCCGCCACCGCGCCGCGCCGCGCCGCGCUCCGCCGCCGAGCGCAGCCCCCGCCCGCGGGCCUGAGCGCGCCGCCGCCCCCGGCCGGGGGCCGAGCUCCCCCCGCCCACCAUUGUGUGGCCGGCCCCUGCCCGCCGCCGGCCGGCCGCGCAGCAUGACAUCCAUCCACUUCGUGGUUCACCCGCUGCCGGGCACCGAGGACCAGCUCAACGACCGGUUAAGGGAAGUUUCAGAGAAGCUGAACAAAUACAAUUUAAACAGCCACCCCCCUUUGAAUGUAUUGGAACAGGCUACUAUUAAACAGUGUGUGGUGGGACCAAAUCAUGCUGCAUUUCUUCUUGAGGAUGGUAGAGUCUGCAGGAUUGGUUUUUCAGUUCAGCCAGACAGACUGGAAUUGGGUAAACCUGAUAAUAAUGAUGGUUCAAAGUUGAGCAGUGGCUCAGGGGCAGGAAGGACAUCCAGGCCAGGCAGGACUAGUGACUCCCCAUGGUUUCUGUCUGGUUCUGAAACUCUGGGCAGACUGGCAGGCAACACCCUUGGAAGCCGUUGGAGUUCAGGGGUUGGUGGAAGUGGAGGAGGAUCCUCUGGUAGAUCGUCAGCUGGAGCGCGAGAUUCCCGAAGGCAGACCCGAGUUAUUCGCACAGGACGUGAUAGGGGAUCUGGACUGCUGGGUAGUCAGCCACAACCAGUGAUUCCAGCAUCAGUCAUUCCAGAGGAACUCAUUUCACAGGCACAAGUUGUUUUACAAGGGAAGUCCAGAAGUAUCAUUAUACGGGAACUCCAGCGGACAAACCUUGAUGUAAAUCUUGCUGUAAAUAAUUUGCUGAGCCGUGAUGAUGAAGAUGGAGAUGAUGGAGAUGACACGGCAAGUGAAUCGUAUCUUCCUGGAGAGGAUCUUAUGUCUCUUCUGGAUGCUGACAUACAUUCUGCUCACCCAAGUGUCAUUAUUGAUGCUGAUGCUAUGUUUUCAGAAGAUAUUAGUUACUUUGGUUAUCCAUCCUUUCGGCGUUCAUCACUUUCCAGGCUAGGCUCAUCCCGAGUUCUCCUUCUUCCCUUAGAGAGAGACUCUGAGCUGUUGCGUGAACGUGAGUCCGUUUUACGUUUGCGUGAACGAAGGUGGCUUGAUGGAGCCUCAUUUGAUAAUGAAAGGGGCUCUACAAGUAAGGAAGGGGAGCCAAACCUGGAUAAGAAGAAUACUCCUGUCCAAAGCCCUGUUUCAUUAGGAGAAGACUUGCAGUGGUGGCCAGACAAGGAUGGAACAAAGUUUAUAUCUAUUGGAGCUCUGUAUUCUGAGCUUGUGGCAGUUAGCAACAAAGGAGAACUUUAUCAGUGGAAGUGGAGUGAAUCAGAACCUUACAGAAAUGCACAGAAUCCUUCACUACAUCAUCCACGAGCAAUGUUUUUGGGAUUAACCAAUGAAAAGAUAGUCCUCCUGUCUGCAAAUAGUAUCAGAGCAACUGUAGCAACAGAAAAUAACAAGGUCGCUACCUGGGUGGAUGAAACUUUAAGCUCAGUAGCUUCUAAAUUAGAACACACUGCCCAGACCUAUUCUGAGUUACAAGGAGAACGGAUAGUUUCGUUACACUGUUGUGCUCUUUAUACAUGCGCGCAACUAGAAAACAAUUUGUACUGGUGGGGAGUAGUUCCUUUUAGCCAGCGGAAGAAGAUGCUGGAAAAGGCCAGAGCAAAAAAUAAAAAACCGAAGUCUAGUGCUGGUAUCUCGUCAAUGCCUAAUAUCACUGUUGGCACCCAGGUGUGCUUAAGAAACAAUCCUCUGUAUCAUGCUGGAGCAGUUGCUUUUUCAAUUAGUGCUGGAAUUCCUAAAGUAGGUGUAUUAAUGGAAUCCGUCUGGAAUAUGAAUGACAGUUGUCGGUUCCAGCUUCGAUCGCCAGAGAGCUUGAAAAACAUGGAAAAAGCUAGUAAAACUACUGAGGCAAAGCCGGAAAGCAAACAGGAGCCAGUGAAAACUGAAAUGGGCCCACCACCAUCCCCAGCGUCUACUUGUAGUGAUGCAUCCUCAAUUGCAAGCAGUGCAUCAAUGCCAUAUAAACGAAGACGGUCUACUCCUGCUCCAAAAGAAGAGGAGAAAGUGAACGAAGAACAGUGGUCUCUUAGGGAAGUUGUGUUUGUAGAAGAUGUUAAGAAUGUUCCUGUUGGCAAGGUGCUAAAAGUGGAUGGUGCAUAUGUUGCUGUGAAGUUCCCAGGCACAUCCAGCAGUGCAAACUGUCAGAGCACCUCGGGUUCAGAUCCCGAUCCUUCUUCUCUUCUCCAGGAUUGUAGACUGCUCCGAAUAGAUGAGCUCCAGGUAGUAAAGACUGGCGGCACUCCAAAAGUUCCUGAUUGUUUCCAAAGGACUCCUAAAAAGCUGUGUAUUCCUGAAAAAACAGAAAUCCUAGCAGUGAACGUUGAUUCAAAAGGAGUUCAUGCUGUCCUCAAGACUGGGAACUGGGUCCGCUAUUGCAUAUUUGACCUCGCUACAGGAAAAGCUGAGCAGGAAAAUAAUUUCCCCACCAGCAGCAUUGCUUUCCUGGGUCAGAAUGAGAGAAGUGUUGCCAUUUUUACAGCUGGACAGGAGUCUCCUAUUAUUCUUCGAGAUGGAAAUGGUACCAUCUAUCCAAUGGCAAAAGAUUGCAUGGGUGGAAUAAGAGAUCCUGAUUGGCUGGACCUUCCACCUAUCAGUAGUCUUGGAAUGGGUGUUCAUUCUUUAACAAAUCUUCCUGCUAACUCUACCAUCAAAAAGAAAGCUGCUAUUAUAAUUAUGGCUGUUGAGAAACAAACCCUAAUGCAGCAUAUUCUCCGAUGCGACUAUGAGGCCUGCAGGCAAUACCUGAUGAAUCUUGAGCAAGCGGUUGUCUUGGAUCAGAAUCCGCAAAUGCUGCAGACAUUCCUCAGCCACAGAUGUGAUGGAAAUCGUAACAUUCUGCAUGCCUGUGUAUCUGUGUGCUUCCCAACAAGUAACAAAGAGACUAAAGAGGAAGAGGAAGCAGAACGCUCUGAAAGGAACACGUUUGCUGAAAGGCUCUCUGCUGUUGAGGCUAUUGCAAAUGCAAUUUCAGUAGUAUCAAGUAAUGGUCCAGGAAAUCGGGCAGGAUCAUCAAGCAGCAGAAGUUUGAGACUGAGAGAAAUGAUGAGAAGAUCCUUGCGAGCAGCUGGAUUGGGUAGACAUGAAGCUGGUGCUUCAUCUAGUGAUCACCAAGACCCAGUUUCUCCACCCAUAGCUCCACCCAGUUGGGUUCCUGAUCCUCCUGCAAUGGAUCCUGAUGGUGACAUUGAUUUUAUCCUGGCCCCCGCUGUGGGAUCUCUUACCACAGCAGCGACUGGCACUGGCCAAGGACCUAGCACCUCUACCAUACCAGGUCCUUCUACUGAGCCAUCCGUGGUGGAAUCUAAGGAUCGGAAAGCAAAUGCUCAUUUUAUACUGAAAUUGUUAUGUGAUAGUGUGGUACUACAACCAUAUCUUAGAGAACUACUGUCAGCCAAGGAUGCAAGAGGCAUGACACCAUUUAUGUCUGCAGUUAGUGGCAGAGCAUACCCUGCUGCAAUUACCAUUCUGGAAACUGCACAGAAAAUUGCUAAAGCUGAAGUAACUUCAAAUGAGAAAGAGGAUGAUGUGUUUAUGGGAAUGGUUUGCCCAUCUGGCACAAAUCCAGAUGAUUCCCCAUUAUAUGUUCUGUGCUGUAAUGAUACCUGCAGCUUUACAUGGACUGGUGCAGAGCACAUUAAUCAAGAUAUUUUUGAAUGCCGAACAUGUGGUUUACUGGAAUCACUUUGCUGUUGCACGGAGUGUGCAAGGGUUUGUCACAAGGGUCACGACUGCAAGCUCAAGCGAACAUCCCCAACAGCCUACUGUGAUUGCUGGGAAAAAUGCAAGUGUAAAACAUUAAUUGCAGGGCAGAAGUCUGCUCGUCUUGAUCUACUCUACCGAUUGCUUACCACCACAAACCUUGUCACCAUGCCCAAUAGCAGGGGAGAGCACCUUCUGUUGUUUUUAGUACAAACAGUUGCCAGGCAAACUGUAGAACACUGCCAGUACCGACCACCUAGAAUCAGGGAAGAUCGUAAUCGUAAAGCUGCAAAUCCUGAAGAUUCCGAUAUGCCUGAUCAUGAUUUAGAGCCUCCACGAUUUGCUCAGCUUGCAUUGGAACGUGUUUUACAAGACUGGAAUGCACUGAAAUCUAUGAUCAUGUUUGGCUCGCAGGAGAAUAAAGACCCUCUUAGUGCAAGCAGUAGGAUAGGUCAUCUUUUGCCUGAAGAACAAGUGUACCUUAAUCAGCAAAGUGGUACGAUUCGGCUGGAUUGUUUUACGCAUUGCCUUAUUGUUAAAUGUACAGCAGACAUUUUGCUUUUAGAUACUUUGCUGGGUACUCUGGUAAAGGAACUACAAAAUAAAUACACUCCAGGACGCAGAGAAGAAGCUAUUGCUGUUACAAUGAGAUUUCUUCGCUCUGUGGCAAGAGUGUUUGUCAUUCUAAGUGUGGAAAUGGCUUCAUCCAAAAAGAAAAACAACUUUAUUCCACAGCCAAUUGGCAAAUGUAAACGUGUAUUCCAAGCUUUGUUACCCUAUGCUGUGGAGGAAUUGUGUAAUGUAGCGGAAUCCCUAAUUAUCCCAGUCAGAAUGGGUAUUGCACGCCCUACAGCACCAUUUACUCUUGCUAGCACUAGUAUAGAUGCCAUGCAAGGCAGUGAAGAACUCUUCUCUGUGGAGCCUUUGCCACCAAGACCAUCUUCUGAUCAAUCUAGCAGCUCCAGUCAGUCUCAAUCGUCCUACAUUAUUAGAAACCCUCAACAGAGACGGAUCAGCCAGUCACAGCCGGUUCGCGGCAGAGAUGAAGAGCAAGAUGAUAUUGUAUCAGCAGAUGUGGAAGAGGUUGAGGUGGUGGAGGGGGUAGCUGGAGAAGAGGACCACCAUGAUGAACAAGAAGAACAUGGAGAGGAGAAUGCUGAAGCAGAAGGACAGCAUGAUGAACAUGAUGAAGAUGGCAGUGACAUGGAGCUGGAUCUGCUAGCAGCAGCUGAAACAGAAAGUGACAGUGAAAGUAACCACAGCAACCAGGACAAUGCUAGUGGACGUAGAAGUGUUGUCACUGCAGCCACUGCUGGAUCAGAAGCAGGUGCUAGCAGUGUUCCUGCAUUUUUCUCUGAGGAUGACUCUCAGUCAAAUGACUCCAGUGAUUCAGACAGCAGUAGUAGCCAAAGUGAUGACAUAGAACAGGAGACCUUCAUGCUCGAUGAGCCUCUAGAGAGAACCACAAAUAGCUCCCAUGCCAAUGGUGCUGCCCAGGCUCCCCGUUCAAUGCAGUGGGCUGUACGAAACACCCAGAAUCAGAGAACCACUAGUACUGCUCCAUCCAGCACAUCCACCCAAGCAGCAAGUUCAGCAGGUUUGAUUUAUAUUGAUCCAUCAAACUUACGUCGGAGUGGUACCAUCAGUACAAGUGCUGCAGCAGCAGCUGCAGCUCUUGAAGCUAGCAAUGCAAGCAGCUAUUUAACUUCUGCAAGCAGUUUAGCAAGGGCAUACAGCAUUGUAAUCCGACAAAUCUCCGAUUUGAUGGGGCUGAUCCCCAAAUACAACCAUCUUGUAUACUCCCAGAUUCCAGCUGCAGUGAAACUGACUUACCAGGAUGCAGUGAACUUGCAGAAUUAUGUGGAAGAAAAGCUUAUUCCCACCUGGAACUGGAUGGUUAGCAUCAUGGACUCCACUGAAGCUCAGCUGCGUUAUGGUUCUGCACUGGCAUCAGCUGGAGACCCUGGACAUCCAAACCAUCCCCUCCAUGCUUCCCAGAACUCAACCCGAAGGGAGAGGAUGACAGCACGUGAGGAAGCUAGUUUAAGGACACUUGAGGGAAGAAGACGUGCUACCUUGCUCAGUGCCCGUCAAGGAAUGAUGUCAGCACGUGGAGACUUCUUAAACUAUGCCCUUUCUUUAAUGCGUUCUCACAACGAUGAGCACUCGGAUGUUCUUCCAGUUCUGGAUGUCUGCUCCCUGAAGCAUGUAGCAUAUGUUUUUCAGGCCCUUAUUUAUUGGAUUAAAGCAAUGAACCAACAGACAACAUUGGACACUCCCCAGCUGGAACGGAAAAGGACUCGGGAGCUCUUGGAACUGGGUCUUGAUAAUGAAGAUUCAGAACAUGAAAAUGAUGACGACACCAAUCAAAGUGCGACGCUUAAUGAUAAGGAUGACGACUCCCUUCCAGCAGAGACUGGCCAAAACCAUCCAUUCUUCCGACGGUCAGACUCCAUGACAUUCCUUGGUUGUAUCCCACCCAAUCCAUUUGAAGUCCCUCUGGCAGAAGCUAUCCCUCUGGCAGAUCAACCACAUCUUCUACAGCCAAAUGCACGAAAAGAGGAUCUUUUUGGUCGUCCAAGUCAGGGUCUGUAUUCAUCCUCUGCCAACAGUGGGAAAUGCUUAAUGGAAGUGACCGUAGACAGAAACUGCCUUGAGGUUCUUCCAACUAAAAUGUCAUAUGCGGCCAAUUUAAAAAAUGUCAUGAGCAUGCAAAAUCGGCAAAAGAAGGAAGGGGAAGAACAGAAUGUGCCAACAGAAGAAUCUGAAACGUCAAAACCAGGGCCUUCAGCUCAUGAUCUUGCAGCACAGUUGAAGAGCAGCUUGUUGGCAGAAAUAGGCCUCACAGAAAGUGAGGGGCCACCUCUUACAUCUUUCAGGCCUCAGUGUAGUUUCAUGGGAAUGGUUAUUUCUCAUGAUAUGUUGCUAGGACGUUGGCGUCUUUCUCUAGAGCUGUUUGGCAGGGUGUUCAUGGAAGACGUUGGAGCUGAGCCUGGUUCGAUUUUGACUGAAUUAGGUGGCUUUGAAGUCAAGGAAUCAAAAUUCCGCAGAGAAAUGGAGAAACUUAGAAAUCAGCAAUCUAGGGAUUUAACAUUGGAGGUUGAUCGAGACAGGGAUCUUUUAAUUCAGCAGACAAUGAGACAACUCAACAAUCAUUUUGGUCGUAGAUGUGCUACAACUCCCAUGGCUGUGCACAGAGUAAAAGUUACAUUUAAGGAUGAGCCAGGAGAAGGCAGUGGGGUGGCACGAAGUUUUUAUACUGCCAUUGCACAAGCUUUCCUGUCUAAUGAAAAACUGCCAAAUCUAGACUGUAUCCAGAAUGCCAACAAGGGUACCCAUACGAGUCUGAUGCAGAGAUUACGAAACAGAGGGGAGAGAGAUCGAGAGAGGGAGCGUGAAAGGGAAAUGAGAAGGAGCAGUGGCUUACGAGCUGGUUCUCGAAGAGAUAGAGAUAGGGACUUCAGAAGACAACUUUCCAUUGACACAAGACCCUUUAGACCGGCAUCAGAAGGGAAUCCGAGUGAUGAUCCAGAUCCUCUUCCAGCACAUAGACAGGCUCUUGGAGAAAGGCUUUACCCUCGAGUACAAGCAAUGCAACCAGCAUUUGCAAGUAAAAUUACAGGAAUGCUGUUGGAGUUGUCCCCUGCCCAGCUGCUGCUGUUGCUAGCCAGUGAAGAUUCCCUUAGAGCAAGAGUUGAUGAGGCCAUGGAACUUAUUAUUGCACAUGGAAGGGAAAAUGGAGCUGACAGUAUCUUGGAUCUUGGGUUGCUAGACUCUUCAGAUAAAGUUCAGGAAAAUAGAAAGAGACAUGGCUCUAGUCGCAGUGUGGUGGACAUGGAAUUAGAUGAUACAGAUGAUGGUGAUGAUAAUGCACCACUUUUCUACCAACCUGGAAAACGAGGUUUUUAUACGCCAAGGCCUGGAAAAAACACAGAGGCAAGGCUGAAUUGUUUCAGAAACAUUGGCAGAAUCCUGGGAUUAUGCUUGCUGCAAAAUGAACUGUGUCCCAUCACACUAAAUAGACAUGUGAUCAAAGUUCUCCUUGGCAGAAAAGUGAACUGGCACGAUUUUGCUUUUUUUGAUCCGGUUAUGUAUGAGAGCUUGCGGCAACUUAUCCUCGCCUCCCAGAGUACAGAUGCUGACGCUGUGUUUGCAGCAAUGGACUUAGCAUUUGCAAUAGACUUGUGCAAGGAGGAAGGGGGAGGGCAGGUUGAACUUAUCUCCAAUGGUGUAAAUAUACCUGUCACUCCCCAGAAUGUUUAUGAAUAUGUCCGGAAAUAUGCAGAACACAGAAUGUUGGUUGUAGCAGAACAACCUUUACACGCCAUGAGGAAAGGUCUGCUGGAUGUACUUCCAAAGAACUCAUUAGAAGACUUGACAGCAGAAGACUUCAGGCUUUUGGUAAAUGGCUGUGGUGAAGUAAAUGUGCAAAUGCUGAUCAGCUUUACAUCUUUCAAUGAUGAGUCAGGAGAAAAUGCUGAGAAGCUUUUACAGUUCAAGCGUUGGUUUUGGUCCAUAGUUGAGAAGAUGAGUAUGACAGAAAGACAAGAUCUAGUUUAUUUUUGGACAUCAAGCCCAUCAUUACCUGCCAGUGAGGAGGGAUUUCAGCCCAUGCCAUCAAUAACAAUAAGGCCACCAGAUGAUCAACACCUUCCUACAGCAAACACUUGCAUUUCUCGCCUUUAUGUCCCACUCUAUUCCUCUAAGCAGAUUUUGAAACAGAAAUUGUUACUCGCCAUUAAGACCAAGAAUUUUGGUUUUGUGUAGAGUAAAAAGUGUGUAUUGCUGUGUAAUAUUACUAGCUAAGUUUUGUAGAUUUUCCAUUUGUCUAUAAAAGUUUAUGAAAGUUAAUGCUGUCAUACCCCUGGUGGUACUUUAAUGAUUAAAUGCAAACAUUCCUAUACUAGAUUUGUAACGUAAAGGCCUAAGGAGCACUAGCAAUGUUCUACUGUAACGGCGACAGCAUGCUAGUCAGUAACUUCUUGGCCUAGCCCCAGCCAAAGAUGACAGCAGAACAAUAUUAUUUACACUGUGAUUUAUCUUUUUGCUGAGGGAAAAUAUGUAAAAUGUUCUGAAAAUUCACUGCUGCCUUUGUGGAAAGUGUUCAGCAAAGGUUCUUGUAUAGAGGGAGUAGGGAAUUUCAAAAUAAAAAAUUAAGUAUGUUCUGUGUUUUAUUUUAACUUUUUUAUGGUGUUUAAUUUGUGGUUGGCUGCAGUUGUGUAUCAUGUAUAUUGAACUUGUAAAAAAAAAAAAAAGUUCUUGACAGUUCAGAUCUAAGAGUUGGAAUCAUUCACUUUUACUUAUGAAACCACUUUCAUUGCAAUUUUUGUUCUUGUUGCAUUGAACUCUGGCACAUUAGAGAUAUCAUCACUAAUAUUUUGCAUGUAAUCUGUACCUUUUUAGUGAGGGUUUUUUUUUUUUUUUUGUACAUGCGAUGAGGCCAAUGCACAGUAUUUCAUAGUUCACAAUCAACACUUUUGUAUCCCUAUUUCAGUGAGCAGACAGUCAGGAGGUUGUUCCAUUUCCAGUUCUACCCAGACACUUGUACUACGUUAUCUCAACUGUGUAAACUCAGCCUGGGCACUUUCUGGUAACUGUAAAAUGUUUAUAAGAUCAUGAUUAUUGAAGAUACAUUUUGGAAAAUUUUAAUGUUCGUGAGCAGCUUAACUACUUUUGUAUCUAGCCUUUUUUAAGUAUCUUGUUACAGUUUUUUAAUAAAGAAAUUACAGACAAAAUACCAAGUCAUAUUGAAGAAACAAUAGUUUUUAUUUAUUUAGCCCUUUAUUUGAGCUAGCAGCAUACACAAAACACAGUAGCCCACUUAAAAUCUGAAUUUUGUGCUUCUGCACUGCAAUAAACAAAAUGAAGAGAUUCAGCCCGCAUUUUACAGUUAGCAGAGACUUCUGAAUGAAAUAAGCCAGGCAACCCCUUCUUUCACAGAAAACCUUGGUUUGAACGAAAAGAGGUUUGUUCCAAUAAAUUCAGGAUUGAUUUUGAUGGAAUAAAUCUACAAAGUGCAUAGCAGAGGGAACCUACUGUGUGUUCAUUCUUUAAUAACAUGGUUUACUGGUUUUGGGGAGGGUAGUCUUUGAACAUACAGUAAGCUAGGGCUUGUUUGUCAUUUUCAAUUUGUAUUGCUUAGUGUGACUGCUUAAGAGUUGUAAGGACAUUGGGAAAGUAUGGAGCGACCCUGGCCACCUCUCCCUAUUGUUAUUCUGGUACCAUAGCUUAGCGGAUUGGAUUGUUGAAGUGUAGGGAAGCACAGCAUGGGUUGGCUUUUGAAAGAUGCUACUGUUUUUCUACUUCCUCUAACCCUUUGACCAUGUUACAAGGAUUUUCCCUUCUGAGGAGAGCUAUCGAGAUUUUGUCAAAAUCUGUCAAUGCUGCUUUGUGGCUGAAAAAUAGAGCCUUCUGCUUCCAUAAUGAUUCUAGCUUCUGUAGGCUUUGAUGAGGGCUUGAAUCCAAAACUCUGGUUACUCUGGGAGUUUAUACACAUGCUCUGGGAGGCUGGGGGAGCUUUAAUUAGUGCAGCUCCAAGAGCCAUGCUAAUAAAGUGCCCAGAACAUCACUUAUCAGUGUCCCUGUGCUGAAAAAUGGCGGCAAGGGCCUUUGAACUAAAACUCAUUGAAUGAGCUUUAAAGUGCCCUGCAGCCAUUUUUCAGCAUGGGGAUGAUGCAUGUGACACUGGAGGCUUCUGGAGCGCAGUAAUUUCCGCACUCCAGCAGACUCGAUUAAUUGUGGCUGCUCUGACACGCUGGAAUUACAGUGCAUUGGAGCAGGCUCCCUGCAUAUGUAUAGGAGCCCUGUGUGUGUUGCAUUGACUCUGAAACUUUUGAUCAGGCUAACUGUUCCAGACUUCCAAGGUUAAACUGCAGAUGCAUCAAAUGAAUCAGUAAAAAUAUUUCUACAUGGAUUGUGAAAUGUAACCACAUCCCCCUAGGAGUAACUCUUGUAGGCAAAUACAGAGUUUUUUCUAGUGCUUAGAUCAUUAGGGCUGGGAGUGUAGUGUUUGGAAUCUGCCACUGUGACCUUCAGGGAAUCACUAAACUUUGGGCUGAGUCUGUCUAAACCCAUAAAUUGUACCUCUUUUUUCCUAUCCUGGUUCUGUUGUUAAGUUAUACAAUCUCACAAGUGUGGAUGCAGCUAUAAAGGUGCUUUACGUUGGUGCACCUAUUUCUGUAUUUUAAAAAAAGGGGGGAAGAAAACUAUACUGGUAUAAGGCACCACUAUAUACUUCGGUAGCAUACUAGGGUCUUGCCAGUAUAAUGAUAUUGUAGUUUACAAAACAAAAUCAGAACAUACCUCUAGCCAAAAUACAUAAAGUUGAUACAAAAAUUGUGUAGAACAGGUCUCGGAUCCAGUUUGUAAAAAUGACUCCCUCCCUGGUGAGCUUUAUGAGACUUAAUGGUGUAAAACCUUCAACAAAAAUCCUCUGAUGAAAGGCCAUAUACAUGUAAAUGAUUGUGUAUAUAUGUAUUGUGUGUAUAUGUAUAUAAAUGUAUGUGUAUGUAUAACAUAUAAAUAUAUGUUAUAUGUAUAUAUAUUUAUGUAUAUAGCUUAAACAGUUUUUUUUUAAAUCCUGUACUGUAUAGCUAGGCAGAAACUACACAGUGCCUACAGUGUAGUCUUAUACAGUAGUUCACAAUAUAUACACACGAAGGCAUUCUGAUGACAUGAAUGGAAGGAAAAACUAGAAUGAUGUAUGCUGUCGUCAUUGACUUGAAAUGUGUAUGUUGCUUUAUAAAUUAGCUUUUUUUCUCUGUAUGGUAUAUUUAAACAAUAUCAAGGUUUUAAUAAGAAAAUGUUUAUUAAAAUCAUACACCUCA